Molecule: messenger RNA, 1631 nt
Organism: Myripristis murdjan (pinecone soldierfish)
Lineage: Eukaryota; Metazoa; Chordata; Actinopteri; Holocentriformes; Holocentridae
Product: endothelial zinc finger protein induced by tumor necrosis factor alpha-like
Exons: 2
Coding region: 73-990 (305 amino acids)
Biological process (GO): regulation of gene expression
Cellular component (GO): nucleus
Source: RefSeq, a predicted model, not a curated record
GGCGGAAGUAAACACACACAAAGCAGCAGCCGCGCGGCGCUCGUGCUCUGCUCUUCUUCUUCUACGGUGAAAAUGUCGCGAGCGCACGCGCUCCGGGAGCUCGUGGAGCGGCGGCUGAGCGCGGCGCUGCGGGACGUCCUGGACGUUUUUGAGAAAACUGUCGCAAAGUACGAAGAGGAGGCGGCGCUGUCCCGGGACGUGAUCUCCCGCCAGCGCGCGCUGCUGUGCGCGCUGCAGGGGCCGCGCGCGGCAGGUGGCGUCUCGCAGCUCCCGCUCAGUAAGGAGGACAGCGGGCUGGAGGAGGCGGAGCCACCGCGCAUUAAAGAGGAACAGGGGGAGAUCUGGACCAAUCAGGAGGCAGAGCAGCCGGGCAGGGAUGAGCAGUGGGCGGCGCCGAACCUGCAGGGGGCGCCAUCUGUCCCCGGGCCGCCAGCAGAGGCCGGUGGACAGGAAGCGGCUGCUGCCGGCCGCCUCCCCUCCUCUGAGCCCGACACCGAGGACAGCGACGACUACGGCUCAGCGCCGCCGCCGCCGGCUGCGACCGCGGCGACACGGCAGGGGAGCCGUGAAGAGGGCGGACAGAGCCUCACCUGCAGGGUGUGUGGGCGGAGCUUCCGGGCGACACACCUCCUGAUGAGUCACGUCAGCGUUCACCUGGACGAGCCGGAGAGCGUCUGCGGCCUGUGCGGCAAACGCCUGGCCGCCGCCGCCGCCCUGAGGCUCCACCUGCAGACGCACAGCCGGAGCCGGCGGCGGUGCGACGUGUGUGGGCGGGACUUCUCGUCGCGGCAGGGCCUGCGGGACCACAUGAGGACGCACACGGGCGAGCGGCCCUUCAGCUGCCACGUCUGCUGCAAGCGCUUCAACCAGCGCGCUCACCUGCGCACGCACGUCAAGCUGCACACGGGCGAGAAGCCGUACAGGUGCGGCGCGUGCGGCAAGGCCUUCAUCCAGCUGUCCAAUCAGAGGAGGCACAAGUGCUGCGCGUGACGCCGCCGCCUUUAAGAACAAACACACUCUCUGGGAAGCUUCUGCUUUUUCUGAGUUUCUAGGAGUUUGUUUUUUCACUUGAAUUUCUGUUUUGUUUUGUUUUUUGUUUUUUUGUUUUUUGAAUAACCUGAAUUUUUUUCUCUUCAACAUUUCAGGUUAUUUUUGACAGUUUUUAAUCUAAUUUUCUGUUGGACUUACAUUCACAUAUAUAUGUGUAUAUAUAUAUAUAUGUGUGUGUGUGUGUGUGUGUGUAUAGCCUAUGUGUGUGUGUGUGUAUGUUUAUCUCUAAAUAUAUCUUUUUUGUAAUUUUCUGGGUUUUUCAUUUCAGAUUUUUUAAAUUGCAUUGUGUUUUUCUGUCAUUUUUAUGUUUUGAUGCUCUUAUUUUUAAUAUAAUGUUGUUAAUUAAACAUUUUUGUAAAUCAAAGGGAGGUUUGUGUUUUCGUUUCUGUAAAUUUUGUCACUGAUUUUCAAACCUAUCAACGUGUCCUGGAUUACUACUACUACUAAUAAUAACAUGAUCAGUAUAGCUAUCUGACCUGACAAAUCAAUACUGGUCGAUCACUCCUCUAAAGUCAGUGGGGUUUUGUUCGCUGUCAUUUGAAACUGGUUGGUUUUAAUAAAUUUUUGGGGAGAAAAGCUGC